This is a messenger RNA of Nicotiana tabacum (common tobacco), 957 nucleotides long. RefSeq names its product serine/arginine-rich SC35-like splicing factor SCL30A. The record is from RefSeq and is a predicted model, not a curated record. Lineage: Eukaryota; Viridiplantae; Streptophyta; Magnoliopsida; Solanales; Solanaceae. Gene Ontology annotation, molecular function: RNA binding.
GAAACAAGGUGUAUAUAAACAGAUUCCUUGUUAUUGUUAACAGAAACAGAAAAAAGCAUCUGUGAAAGAAACGGAUCUUAACAUACCAGACAGGUGAAAGUAUGAGGGGAAGAAGUUGCAGCUACAGUCCUAGUCCACACAGAGGUUACAGCAAGAGAUGCCGUAGCCCUAGCCCGAGGGGUCGCUUUGGUGGUCGUCUGAGUGAUCCGCCUACUAGUCUCUUGGUUCGCAACCUUCACCAUGAUUGCAGGCGUGAAGAUCUUCGAGGGCCGUUUGGCGAGUUUGGUCCCAUUAAGGAUAUUUAUUUGCCACGAGAUUAUUACACUGGGGAGCAGCGUGGCUUUGGUUUUGUGCAGUACUUGGACCCUGCUGAUGCUGCAGAUGCCAAAUAUGAGAUGGAUGGCCAGGUUCUACUUGGGCGGGAGAUCACUGUUGUGUUUGCCGAGGAAAACAGGAAGAAGCCUUCAGAGAUGAGAGCAAGAGAGCGUUCGAGGGGUCGGGGAAGCUCCCAACUCUCUUAUUCUCGGUCUCCACGGUAUAGGCGGUCCUAUUCUCGGUCACCGCGGUAUGCUCGGGCUUAUUCUCGAAGCCCUGACUACUAUUCGCUACCUCCUAGGAGAAGAUAUUACUCAAGGGAGAGGUCUUACUCAAGAUCUCCUUAUGGCUCUAGGAGCAGAAGCCCAGUAUGGAGUAGGAGUAGAAGCCGUAGUAGGAGCUUUGAUGAUAAGAGUUCUCUAGCGGUGUUGCGACUAUAGUCAUUUUACUGAACUCUUUGGGUUGUGGACUUGUGAGCACCUUGUGAUAUUGCCGAUAGUUGGAAGAUCAGACUCCAUUAGUUCAGUAAAUGAGCCCGUGCUUGGUUGUGCGUGAUUGACAUUUCUUCAUUGUAAAUUUUCGUGCUCGUAUAUUGUCCUGUUUGUUGAAGAUCUCUAAAAUCGUGAGCUAUUCAUUAUUAUA